UUUCCUAGGAGACAUGUUGUUUACUUCCGGGUUGCCGCUAGCUAGAGCGACAACACGCCCAAAACAGCGAGCAAAGCGGAUUAAAGUCCCGUUAGAGAUGGCAGAGGAGAACGAAGACGAGAUACCAGAAUCAGGAGCAGUUUUCACAUUUGGAAAGAGCAAGUUUGCAGAUAACAUCCCCAGUAAGUUCUGGCUGAAGAACGACGUACCUUACAGGAUCGCCUGUGGAGAUGAACACACCGCCUUAAUCACAGAAAACAAGAAGCUGUUCAUGUUUGGCAGUAACAACUGGGGCCAGCUGGGUCUGGGCUCCAAGCAGACGGUGCAUAAACCCACCUGUGUCAAAGCCUUAAAGUCUGAAAAAGUCCAGCAGGUGGCGUGCGGACGGAACCACACUCUGAUCAGCACCGAGCGGGGCCACGUGUACGCCUGCGGGGGGAACGGCGAGGGGCAGCUGGGGCUGGGCGACUGCGAGGAGCGGACCACCUUCCAGAGGGUGAAGUUCUUCGACUCUCUGGGACCAAUCAGGAUGCUCGCUGCGGGUUCAAACACCUCGGCCGCUCUCACAGCGAGCGGGAAGCUGUUCAUGUGGGGCGAGAACACGGAGGGUCAGAUCGGUCUGGGGAAGGCCAGCCAGGCGUCCACGCCGCAGGAAGUCAGCGUGGGUCGUCCAAUCAGCUGGGUGUCCUGUGGAUACUACCACUCUGCUCUGGUGACGGCCGACGGAGCUCUGUACACGUUCGGGGAGCGGGACAGCGGCAAGCUGGGCCUGGGGACGGAGCAGCUGCCCGGACACAGAGUUCCUCAGAGGGUGAAGAGCAUCAAGGAGGCGGUGAAGCAGGUGGCGUGCGGCGGGGGACACACUGUGGCUCUGACCGAGGACGACGUCUACUCGUUCGGACUGGGCCAGUUCGGGCAGCUGGGUCAUGGGACGUUCAUCUUCGAGUCGCGGCUGCCCCGCCCCGUGGAGCACUUCCAGAAGGGCCGGGCGCUCCGGGUGUCCUGCGGCGAGAACCACACGGCCGUGGUGACAGAGGGGGGGCUGCUGUACACCUUCGGAGACGGUCGUCAUGGCAAACUGGGCCUGGGGGAGGAGAACUUCACCAACCAGUUCAAACCCACUCUGUGUCCUCGCUUCCUGAAGUACCACGUCCAGGCGGCGGUGUGCGGAGGCUGCCACAUGGUGGUUCUGGCCCGGCCCAGAGACCCGUCUGCCCCCGACGUCCUUCUGGAGGACGAUGAUGUCACGGAGGACGUCCUGGAGAGGCCCUACGUGGAGCUGCUGGGGGACGCCGCCGUCCCGUCUCUGCAGCGGAGCCUGUCGGCCCGGGUUCGCCGCAGAGAGAGGGAACGAUCUCCGGACCAGUUUGGAACCACGAUUGGCACGCUGCCUGCCGGCUUCCUGCCCGUCCCGCCCAGGCUGCCUCCACCCGAGCUGAGCCACAGGAAGGUUCUGAAAGGGUCCAACCGACAGCCCAGCUCAGGCUCCGCCCCUCAGGAGCAGACGGCGUGCCGGGCCGGCAGCGUGGCGGAGAGCCUGACGGACACAGACAGCGUUAGAGGUUUGGGAGAAACCUGCGACUUCCUGAACAUGACGCAUGUGAUGAAGAUGGAUCCUGCUGAUCAAAGCCUCACUCUGUCUCCUCUGGAGAAGAGGAAGCCUCGGCCAAUCAGAGAGCAGAGUCGGAAAAAGCUCUCUGAGGGGAGGGGCUCCUCCGCCAAGCCUCCGUCUCAUCAGAGAGGCGCCGGGUCGGCUCGCCGGGAAGGACCCGCCGGGCUCCCUGAGGGCGGAGACGCUCGCUCCUCGUCCGGCCGGAAGGAGAAAACGGGUCCGAACAAAGAGAAUCUCCUGCUGGGUGUGGAGCAGAGCAGGAGAACCGAUAACAGGGAUGCUCAGAGGGGGCGUGAAGCCGCUAAAGCGACGUCCAAACGCCAGAAACCAGCGGCGGACUGGAAACGACGUCCAGAAACCGGGAAGAAAGGUUCCGGACCCGUUAGAGCGGGAAAAGAGUCCAGAUCCAUUAGAGUUAAAGGGAAACCGUCGGCUGGUUCUUUGACGGACCUCAGUCUGACCACAGAGAGCUCUCAGCCAAUCGCUGCACAGAACAAGGGACCCAGAACCAGACCCGACCCGGAUUCUGCCAAAAGGUCCAAAAACGAGAGGAACAGGAAAGAAGCAGCGAGCAAGAAGGAACCAGGAAGGAAGGAGGCGUCGGGUCUGGGUCUGAUCGCCGGAGCCGCCGCCCUGACAGCAGGGGGCGCCGUGUUAGUCCAACAGAUGGCCUCCGACAGCCCGACCAGAACCCCGUCUGGGUCAGAGAGGAGCCCGACCAGAACCCCGUCUGGGUCAGAGAGGAGCCCGACCAGAACCCCGUCUGGGUCAGAGAGGAGCCCGACCAGAACCCCGUCUGGGUCAGAGCGGAGCCCGACCAGAACCCCGUCUGGGUCAGAGAGGAGCCCGACCAGAACCCGGUCUGGGUCAGAGAGGAGCCCGACCAGAACCCCGUCUGGGUCAGAGCGGAGCCCGACCAGAACCCCGUCUGGGUCAGAGAGGAGCCCGACCAGAACCCGGUCCGGGUCAGAGCGGAGCAGAACCGAACCGGAGGAAUCAGAAUCCCGCUCUGCUGAGGAUGUCAGCCACCAGUCAGCCGUCAGCAUCAACGUCAUUCCUGCUUCUGAGAGUCCAAGACAGAGUCAGGAGGAAACGGAGGAGGAGGUCGGAUCUGCUGCAGCUGGACAGGAGGAGGAGGAGCAGGAGGAGGAGCAGGAGGAGGAAGGAUGGAGAAGCAGCCCUGAUGGGAGCCAGAAGGAGGAGAGGACGGUUAGUGAGGAGAAAACAGAGGAGGAGAGAGACAGCGACACUCUUCAACCAGAAGAUCUGGAGGAGGAAGAGGAGGAGGAAGAAGAUGAGGAAGAGGAAAGGACAACAGAGAGCGGAAACGAGACUGAAGAGAAAGGAAGCAAAGGAGGAGAUAUGGAGGAAGAUGAGGAGGAGGAAGGAUCAAGUCAGGAGACGCAGAGUAAAGGAGCAGAGAGUGAUGAAGAGGAGGAAGGAAGUUCAAAAAGUGAGGAAGAGGAAGAUGAAAGCGACACUCUGAAGUCAUCAGAGGAAACGGAAGGGAGUGAGGAAGAGGAGGAAGAAAGGAAGAGGGAUCUAGAAGGAGAGGAAGAGGAGGAGGCAGAGAGCAGUGGAGAAAAGCAGAGUGACAAAAUGGAGGAGGAGGAUGAAACAGAACAGGAAGAGGAGGAAGAGGAAGAGGAGGAAGAGACUGAAAGCCAAGAGCGGGAGGAAGAGGAGGAGGAAGAGGCUGAAAGCCAAGAGGAGGAAGAAAAAGAGGAAGAGGAGGAGGAAGGUGAAGAAGAGAGUGAAAGUAAGGGGGAGGAGGAAGAAGGUGAAGAAAACGAGGGUGAGGAGGAAGAAAAAGAUGAAGAGAAGGAAGAAAGUGAAGAGGAGGAAGGAAGUGAAGAGGAGGAAGGAAGUGAAGAAGAGGAGGAAGAAGGUGAAGAAGAGGAGGAAGGAAGUGAAGAAGAGGAGGAAGAAGGUGAAGAAGAGGAGGAAGGAAGUGAAGAAGAGGAGGAAGAAGAGGAGGAGGAAGAGGAGAGUGAGGAGGAGGGGAAUAGUGAUACUGAAGAUGGUGAUGAAGACGAGAAUGAGAGUGAAGAUGAAGAUGAGGAGGAAGAGGAGGUUGUGAAGAUGAAGAAACCUUCAGUGGGGAAACAUCAAAGCAGCAAACCAGCAGCUGAAGCAAAGCAGAGACGAGGAAGAGGAGGACCAUCAGCUGGUGAGGAAGAGGAGUUCUGGGAGGACGUCCUUCCUGAAUACCUGAGCCUUAGAUAACGCCAUCCGACCGUCAUCCAUCCGACCGUCAUCCAUCCAACCGUCAUCCAUCCAACCAUCAUCCAUCCAACCUUCAUCCAUCCAAC
This is a messenger RNA of Cyprinodon tularosa, 3924 nucleotides long. It is a transcript of the gene rpgrb, whose product is annotated as retinitis pigmentosa GTPase regulator b. Gene Ontology annotation, molecular function: ubiquitin protein ligase activity. The transcript is spliced from 14 exons. Gene Ontology annotation, cellular component: photoreceptor outer segment. The record is from RefSeq and is a predicted model, not a curated record. Bases 14 to 3838 code for a protein of 1274 amino acids. Gene Ontology annotation, biological process: ubiquitin-dependent protein catabolic process; visual perception; protein ubiquitination. Lineage: Eukaryota; Metazoa; Chordata; Actinopteri; Cyprinodontiformes; Cyprinodontidae.